This is a messenger RNA of Paramormyrops kingsleyae, 3819 nucleotides long. Its product is annotated as metal transporter CNNM2-like. The record is from RefSeq and is a predicted model, not a curated record. Gene Ontology annotation, cellular component: plasma membrane. Gene Ontology annotation, molecular function: magnesium ion transmembrane transporter activity. Gene Ontology annotation, biological process: transport; magnesium ion homeostasis. NCBI's taxonomy places the organism in Eukaryota, Metazoa, Chordata, Actinopteri, Osteoglossiformes, Mormyridae.
CAGAAGCACGAGUUCAUACAAAGCUCGCGCUGGUUAGUGAUCAGUAUUAGGCGCGUAGUGUAAGUAAGCAGGUCCGAUGCGCUAGUCAAGGCAACCCACAGCAGAGAUGAAGGCGGACUCUUAUUGGCUCUGAUUUUUAAAGCCCUUUUCAUUCAAAAGAGGUUGCCCAUUAACAACAUGGCAGAGCUGUCGGCCACGGUACCCACUGCAAAAAUGGCGGCACUUAGCCGGGUCCGAGCCCUGACUCUGGUUUUCUUAACUGUCAGCGCUUGUUUGGUGAGCUCGACAAGUGGAAAGGACGGGGAGGAUGAGACGGUUAUUAUAGGUCUUAGACUGGAGGACACGGAUGACAUUUCCUUUAUGGACAGGGGAUAUUUGCGGGUUAGUGAAAGGUCUCGUGUCAAGUUGAGGGUCUAUGGGCAAAACAUUAACAACGAGACUUGGUCCAAAAUUGCGUUCACAGAGCACGAACGUACCAAAGUCAUUGGCAACAUUGACAGCUCUUCUGGUGACAACAACAGCCAAGAGGACACGUCCAGCUUCCUUCCCUGCGGCAUUAGAACCUCGGAUAUUAUAAUCCUGCCCAACAUAGUCCUAAAUAGAAAAACAUCGGGGAUAAUUGAACUCGAAGUCAAGCCUCUGCGAAAAACAGAAAGAAGUAAAGCGUACUUCUUGUGCAUUGCCACUUCAGCGCCUGCUGCAGCGGGCUUGCACGACCCAUGGAGCGAGAAUACUUGGGUCUAUCACGAUGGUGAUGAUACUAAAGUUAUAGUGGUGGAAGAGAAAAAGUUUUUGCUUCCCUUCUGGCUACAAGUCAUCUUUAUCUCCAUGCUCCUGUGUCUGUCGGGCAUGUUUAGCGGGUUGAAUUUGGGGUUGAUGGCGCUGGAUCCCAUGGAACUGCAGAUAGUUCAGAACUGUGGCACGGAAAAGGAGAAGAGCUAUGCGAAAAAAAUCGAGCCCGUACGAAGUCAGGGGAAUUACCUACUUUGCUCGCUUCUCUUAGGAAACGUCUUGGUCAAUACUACUUUAACUAUUCUGCUCGAUGACAUUGCAGGAUCUGGAUUGAUCGCGGUCGUAAUGUCAACCAUUGGAAUAGUCAUAUUCGGGGAAAUCGUGCCUCAGGCUAUAUGCUCGAGACACGGUCUUGCAGUGGGUGCAAAUACCAUAUUCUUGACCAAAUUCUUCAUGCUGCUUACCUUCCCAGCUUCCUAUCCCGUAAGCAAACUUUUAGAUUAUCUUCUGGGCCAGGAGAUCGGAACCGUAUAUAACAGAGAGAAACUCCUGGAGAUGUUAAGAGUUACAGAUCCGUAUAACGAUUUAGUUAAAGAGGAGCUGAACAUCAUUCAGGGAGCUUUGGAGCUCAGGACUAAGACCGUGGAAGAUGUGAUGACACCCUUGAGAGAUUGCUUUAUGAUUGCGGGGGAUGCUAUACUCGACUUUAACAUGAUGUCAGAAAUUAUGGAGAGUGGGUACACUCGCAUCCCCGUGUUUGAAGGGGACAGGUCUAACAUCGUGGACAUACUCUUCGUCAAAGACCUGGCGUUUGUGGAUCCGGAUGACAGUACUCCCCUGAAAACGAUCACCAAGUUUUAUAGCCACCCUUUGCAUUUCGUCUUCAAUGACACCAAACUGGAUGCCAUGCUGGAGGAGUUUAAGAAAGGUAAAUCCCACCUGGCGAUCGUCCAGAGGGUAAACAACGAGGGGGAGGGAGACCCCUUCUACGAGGUCCUGGGUAUCGUCACCUUGGAGGAUGUUAUCGAAGAAAUCAUCAAGUCUGAAAUUUUGGACGAGACUGACUUGUAUACCGACAACAAAACAAAAAAGAAAAUAACCCAUCGGGAAAGGAAGCAGGAUUUCUCGGCCUUCAGGCCCACGGACAAUGAGACGAAGGUUAAAAUAUCACCUCAGCUUCUACUGGCUACACUGCGUUUCCUAGCAACAGAAGUAGAACCCUUCAGUCCGACUCAGAUGUCUGAGAAGAUUCUCCUGCGUCUUCUCAAACACCCCAAUGUCAUCCAGGAGCUGAAGUACAACGACAAGAACAAGAGAGCUCCAGAUCACUACCUCUUCCACCGCAACAAGCCUGUAGACUACUUCAUCCUCAUCCUUCAGGGCAAAGUGGAGGUGGAGGCAGGCAAGGAAGGCAUGAAGUUUGAAGCCGGACCGUUUUCCUCCUAUGGAGUGAUGGCCCUGACCGUCUCCCCAGUAUCUCUGUCCCUGUCUCGCACCUUUGUGGUCAGUAGGGCCGAGUCACUGGCAGCAUCGCCAGAGAAUAAGUCCCCCCCGAGGUCAUUCGGGCUGAACCACUCGGACUCCCUGAACCGCAGCGACCGGAUCGAUGCCGUCACUUCCACACUGGGUAGCAGCAACAACCAGCUCAACACCUUCCUUCAGAUCUACAUGCCAGACUACUCAGUCAGGGCCGUGUCGGACCUGCAGUACAUAAAGGUAACGCGGCAGCAGUACCAGAACGCCCUCAUGGCCUCCCGCAUGGACAAGACCCCACAGUCCUCAGACAGCGAAUACACGAAAAUCGAACUGACUCUGACGGAGCUGCACGAGGGCCAGCCAGACGAGACCGUCAACCUGCUGAACCAGCAGCAGAACUGCAUGGCCCACAACAAGUCGAACCACACAGUGCACAAUGAGGGCCCUGUGUGACCCAGGGGUGGGGCGUGCCCCCAAACCCCCCACCUCCCCAGGACAGGCCGCUCCCACACAUGGGGCUGCAUGCCCCCAGACCAAAGAGCUUGGUCCCCUUUUCUUCAGGGCGGUGUGACAGUUGACCGAGGAACACAAGCAGGGCGGCACCAGACUGGCACAGAAAGGCUGCGCUAAAUACCGCUUUGAAGAAAACCACCAACCAAGAAUGUUUUAAUGUAUUGUUUUUAAUGUGUAUUUUAUUUAUUUUAUAAAUGUAUAUAUCUAUUUUUUGUAUUUAGGUGUAUAUGUAUAAGUACAUGCACACACUGUUAGACAUGCACUCAUAUCUAUGUAUGUGUCGGGUUUUUUUUGUUGCAGAUUUAUACAUUACAAAGUUCUUAAUCAGCCUUAUGGUAACAAUGUUUUCACCUUUUUAAAAUCAAGUUGACAUUAUUGCCUUUAAAAAUCUUAUUAAUGUUUUUAACAAGUGCAAUGAACCACAUUUUAUUUAUAAAAUGAUUAUUAUUAAAAUCACUCUUUUUUGUAAAUUGCACAUAUUUACAUAUGAAACAAUUAAAUCCUUUUUCUGCUGCUUCUUUCUCUGCAAGAUCAGCGUUCGUUGCGAGGGAAGCACGUGACGCGUCUUUAAUUUCAGCACGAUCUCGGUGCAGUUGAUGGGCGACCCUGCUGGCUAAAUACCUUUACAAUCGGUGGUAACGACUCUCGCCCGGAGUCACCGCUUGUUUGUUUUGUCAAAUGAUCUGUGUUCCUCUGCUAAUUCCCUGAUAAGUACAUGCUUGUCUUGACUAACUUUAGACAUUUAUCCAGCAUUCUGACCACAUAAUUAUAUUCACAAAAGCAUUCAAAUUGAGUUAAUAAAAGACCUCUUGUACAUAGAAGAUUACUGAGAAUGUUGACAUGAAAUUAUAUAUGAAAAUGAGACAGUAUUUUCUGUCAGUUUAGUUCCUUUUUUAUUUUUUACACUGGAUACAUUUAGUUCUGUUUUGUCAACACUGAGCAAAUGAUGUUUGUCUCUUCCUUGUAAUAACAAAAAUGUUACUUUAAUUAUACCACUGCCCAAUUCCUUGUUUCUACCAUGACUGUCUAGAUUGUUUAUUGAUAAUGGUUGGGUUUAUAACUGAACCUUAUAAAUCUACACAUAUUUAUUAAUUAGUA